This is a messenger RNA of Malassezia globosa CBS 7966, 567 nucleotides long. RefSeq lists its product as uncharacterized. The coding region runs from base 1 to 567 and encodes 188 amino acids. The record is from RefSeq and is a predicted model, not a curated record. NCBI's taxonomy places the organism in Eukaryota, Fungi, Basidiomycota, Malasseziomycetes, Malasseziales, Malasseziaceae. Gene Ontology annotation, cellular component: membrane; endoplasmic reticulum. Gene Ontology annotation, biological process: C-terminal protein methylation. The transcript has 3 exons. Gene Ontology annotation, molecular function: protein C-terminal S-isoprenylcysteine carboxyl O-methyltransferase activity.
AUGUAUCUGCUUGUGUGGUCUUGUUUCCACCUUCUCGAGUUCGUAGUGACGGCCUACUGGAAUCCUAUUCACCUACAAUCUGACUCGUUCCUGCUACAAAACGGAUUUGAAUAUGUGGCUGCCCAUAUAUUUGGCGUUUUGGAAUAUAUGCUGGAGUGUGCAUGCACGCGACCAGCAUGGAAACACACCCAAUUCAUCCAAUGCGUGGGACUGGCACUCAUUCUGACAGGCCAAUUACUCCGCUCGUUUGCAAUGAUCCAUGCAUCAACGAACUUUAGUCACGCUCUCGCACACACAAAACGAGAAGACCAUACACUUGUGACAACGGGCGUAUACGCAUUAGCGCGGCACCCAUCCUAUGCAGGCUUUUUCUGGUGGGCUCUGGGCACACAGAUUUUUCUUGGCAACCCAGUAGCAACGGUGGGCUUUGCUGUUCUACUGACGCGUUUCUUUGCGCACCGCAUCCAAAUCGAGGAGCAUACAUUACGCGCCUUUUUUGGCGAGGCGUAUCGUGCAUAUGAAGUUCGCGUGCCACGCGGCGUACCGCUGGUAGGAUGGUUCACGUGA